AUGAAAACAAAGAAAUAUAAUAAUAAUAAUAAUAUGAUGAACUAUCCAAAUCAAAUGAUAAUGCCUAUAAUGUCAUACUUUAUGAUUAUUUUUAUUUUAAUUGUUUUACCAAAAUCCGAGGCAUGUGGUAUGACAACCCACAAUGAAGUUGCAAGAAGAGCAUUCAAUUUCUCAAGUUUCCAAGACUACCCUCAAUUCCAAACUUUAAUUCCACAAUAUCUAUCUUCAUUCCAAGCUGGUGCAUCAUUUCCAGACUGGGGUUAUGAUUGUGGUAAUAGUGGAAAUGAAUCUGAAUCUGCUCAUUGGCCACCAUUUUUAAGAAAUGCAACUGUAUAUUUAAAGAAAACAUAUCCACAACCAUGGAGUGAAGCCGGUGCAAAAUUGGCAGUAUUUUUAAUGGGUGUAUUGUCUCACCAAGUGGCCGAUAUAUCUUGGCACUCGAUUGGAGGAAUCCAUGAAGGUUUGAUUCGUGCCAUGGCAGGUCAAGAUUUUAAUAGUGACUAUAGCAUUGCUCACACCAAUGCCGAUGUUGGUGGUGAAUAUGUUUUAGCUUAUAAUUAUGAUUUAUCUUGGUUAGUUGAUCGAUGGGAUGUACCAAUAUCAGAUGUUAAAAAUAUAUAUUCAAUGAUGAAUUAUGAUGUAUCUGAAUUUACAUUAUUAAGAUGUAAUGCUAUACUGUUUGCAGGUGCAAUGGCAGUAAAGGAGGGUGGCAAACUAUUGUAUCCAGAGAUUGCAUCAAAGUCUCAAUUUUUAAUCGAUCACUAUCAAGACUACUUUAACGGCGGUCUAGAUGACAUGGCAAUGUGGACAAGUUAUUGUUGGCCAGUGUUGAUGGGAUGGAUGGACGGUGCCGAGAUUGGAGACUUUUGUUUUAUCCAACCAGACCCAAGCUUCAACUCUAAAAAACAAUUGAUGCAUGAAGCAGAGUCCAAACUGACCGGUGACCAAAAGAAACGAAUCAUUUCUUCAAAGUUGGCCGAUAUGAUUAAAGAUCAUAUCUUUAAUAGUCUUUCAACUACCGAAACUGGAGAUGGUGGAUUCCAAUUGACAUUUAAUAAUGGGUUCGUGUCACCUCGUCAUUUUGAAGAUGAUCCAUCUUACUUUUACCAAAUCUCUGAUCCCUAUGGUCAAGCUCUUAGAAAGUUGUAUGCCGAUGUUGAUCGUAUCUAUCAUCAACCAGUUCAUGGUGGUCCCCAACAACCAGACCAUAUUGAACAAUUGCAAACCAACUUUUCAACCAUUUUUGGUAGUUCGUUUUACAGUUACUUUGGUAGAGAGAUUCAAGCUGUUGAUCUAAACGGCGAUGGUAUAGAAGAUAUCCUCGUGUCUGCUCCAGGUGAGGGUGAGCCAGGUUCGAUGCAGACAGGUUGUGUAUACUAUAUCUUGCUCGGUCCAAACAGCAACAGCUCCUCUCUCUUUGGCAAUGAUGGUAAUGCCGACAUUGCAAAUGUGGCCAGUGGAAAGGUGUGUGGUACCGAAGUACAUGCACGCUUUGGAUGGGCCAUUGCAGCACUCGACUUUAACUUGGACGGUGUCAUGGAUUUGGCUGUUGGCGCACCAUCAUCGUCCAAUGCCAACCUCAAAUACUUUGGUGCCACCUAUGUCUACUUUGGAUCGAUCGAUGCCGACUCUCACACAUGGUCACUUUCCUCUCAACCAUCUAUCCUCAUCAAUGGAACAGACUAUCAUGACCAAGCCGGUUAUAUCCUCACUGCCGGCGACUGCAAUGCCGACGGACACCCAGACCUCAUCAUGGGCAUGCCAACCGCCAAGAGUGUCCGUCAGGGUGCUCAACGCGGCAAGGUUGCCAUCUUUUACUCUACCACCAAGCGAGUAGUUGGACAACGUUUGGAUGUCGACGUUGGCAGCAAUUGGUUGGCUAUUGGCGAAGUGGAUUACGAGUGGUUUGGACAUGAUGUCAAGGUUGCUCAGACGACCGCCGGCUCGUUCCUCCUUAUUGGCAGUCCCAACUUUCACCGUCGCCAUGUCGACGAUGCACCAAUGAAUCUCGGUUACAAGUUCCAAGUAGUCAAUGGCACCUUUAUCGGCAUUGAAGAUCCUCUCUUGGUUCUGUCUCUACCAACCCGUUGCAUCGGCUCUGAAAACUCACAAGUUGGUGAAAUUGUCUUUAUCGAGUUUGUCAACCUCAAGGGUUUCUUUGAUCUCAACCAAACCGUCCCCCUCCUCAGCGUCCAAGGCAACACCAAGUACAGUCGUUUCGGAGAGAGUAUCCUCAUGGAGACACUUACACCAGAUGCACCACCCAGUCUAUUCAUCGGUGCUCCACUAUGGACCAAUAGUUUUGACAAUACAGGUUCUGGUUGUGUAUUCUCAUUCGACUCUGUUUCUUCAAAUAUUAAAGAAAUCAAAGUCGGAGGAGGAGAUAAUAAGGAAGGUAAUAAGGGAUACACUACACACUCUUAUAUUUCCGGUAAAUCUGUAAAUAACAACAUCCGUGAUUCAAGAUUUGGAUUCAAGGUUGUACUCAUUGACAUUAACCAAGAUGGUAAAAAAGAUCUAUUGGUUGGUGCAGAUAGAGAUUCUUCUAAAUUUAUUGAAGGUGGUUCUUUAAAUAUUUUUAUAACUGCUUAA
Molecule: messenger RNA, 2592 nt
Organism: Cavenderia fasciculata
Lineage: Eukaryota; Evosea; Eumycetozoa; Acytosteliales; Cavenderiaceae
Gene: pldG
Product: glycosylphosphatidylinositol phospholipase D
Exons: 5
Coding region: 1-2592 (863 amino acids)
Biological process (GO): cell adhesion
Cellular component (GO): integrin complex; extracellular matrix
Molecular function (GO): GPI anchor phospholipase D activity
Source: RefSeq, a predicted model, not a curated record